AUUCACGAGUGCAUCACAAUCUAAUUUUAAACAUCCCGAUAUUCCGAUCGGAGAAACCCUUGGCGAGCCGAGAACAUAACAGAAUAGAGUCCGACUGAAAAUGGAGGAUAACAGUGACAGUGGAAUGGAGCAAGAGCUACAAGUACAACUGCAUAAACUAUGCUGCAUCAAAUCACAGGAAACUCUAAACCACAUACUCUCCACUCUCUGGAAUACAAGGAAAACCGGUCUUCGCUCUCCCGAUAAAUCACAUUUUCAAUCCCUCCUCAACCUUUCUUCACCCUCCGAACUCCACCCUGUGUUGAUGUGCCUUCGCUGGCUUAUCAGAAAAUUCGUUUAUCUAAACAUGACCGGUGACGAUCUUCUCAAACUGCUUCCUGUUGAUCUUCCGCCACACCUGCAAACCAUUCUUCUACUUUCUUUCCGCAAUAAUGGAGAUCGCUGGAAGCAAGAUUUAUCUCAACAACUAGAUUUGUUGCCAAAGACAAUUGUUUCUUAUCAGGACAGAACAAAUGUCCAUCCAUCUUUUUCCUCCCCACCAUCUUCCUCGAUGUCAACGUCUCUGUGGCCACGUCAAGAAGAUGACUCUCUUGCCCAGCUGAAUUGCAGUGAUUUGGGAGUAUCAACACCACUUGUUACUGAUGUUAAUGUGUUCGGACUGCCUGCAUGCUUCCCAUGUGAUAUUGCUUCUUCUGAGAACUUGGUGCUUGAGGAAAACCUUCCUUACCUCAAAUCAAUGACGUGGACCAUGGAGAAUCGCGGCUUGUCCCCUGCAGAUAAAGUGGCUAUAAUCAGCCUUAAGCUGCAUGAUUAUAGCAAGUCUCCAUUAGGAGAAACAGAGGUUAAGUUUCAGCUUACAAGGGAUACACUUGAGGCUAUGCUGAGAUCAAUGACAUACAUCAGUGAUCAACUAAAUGCUGUUGGGACUUCUUCCAGGCCAGCAAACAAGAAACAAAGGCAAUAACUUGUUUUCUGGUCAUUGGCUUAUAAGUUAGGAUACUUAAUAAUAUUUAGAUAGUAUCUCAUACCUUUAAAAGAUGAAAGUGAAAAAUAGUGGUAACAGAGAACAUAGCUCUGGCAUACAUUGUCCCAUUUGACACGUUAAAAUUUGAUUUUACAAAAAAAUAUGAUUCUUUUAUGGAUGCUGUUGAAGCAAACUCCAUGCUUGUUGUAAACAGUUUUUCUCUCAUAAAGAUUUGUGCAAGUGAAGAUGUGUUUAAGAUGCUUUGUCUUUUACCAUUUUUGCGACAGUGUAAUAAAGUAAAAAAAAAUCAGGUAUUUUACCA
This is a messenger RNA of Cicer arietinum (chickpea), 1286 nucleotides long. RefSeq lists its product as uncharacterized. NCBI's taxonomy places the organism in Eukaryota, Viridiplantae, Streptophyta, Magnoliopsida, Fabales, Fabaceae. The record is from RefSeq and is a predicted model, not a curated record.